Lathyrus oleraceus (garden pea) is the source of this 603-nucleotide messenger RNA. RefSeq lists its product as uncharacterized. The transcript has a single exon. Lineage: Eukaryota; Viridiplantae; Streptophyta; Magnoliopsida; Fabales; Fabaceae. The coding region runs from base 1 to 603 and encodes 200 amino acids. The record is from RefSeq and is a predicted model, not a curated record. Gene Ontology annotation, molecular function: nucleic acid binding; zinc ion binding.
AUGCGCAUUAAUAAGGAAAUCAAGUUCCUUGAGCUAAAACAAGGAAAUUCGACAGUUGUUGAGUAUGCUGCGAUGAUUGAGGAGUUGGUCAAGUUUUAUCAACAUUAUACCGGUGUGACUGCUAAGGGGUCGAAGUGUGUCAAGUUCGAGAGCGGCUUGAGACCCAAGAUUAAGCAAGGUAUUGGGUAUCAAGAGAUUCUCCAGUUUUAUGUGCUAGUGAAUAAAUGUAGAAUAUACGACGAGGGCAGUAGAGCUCGAUUUUCUCACUAUAAGAGUUUUAGUGGGAAGAAAGGGAAGGAUCAGAAUCGUGGGAAAUUUUUUCAAGCUCCAACUGACAAAGGGAAGCAGAAGGCUGGUCAUAAGGCUAUAGGUGGGAAAGAGCGAAGUGGGAGAGGCAUUCCUACUUCUGUAAGAUGUUUCAAAUAUGGUGAGUUUGGACAUCAUGCUCAUGAGUGCAAGAGUACAACUGUGAAUUGCUUUAAGUGUGGGAAGCCAUGUCAUCGAGCUACUGACUGUAGGAGUAAUAAUCCGACUUACUUUAAUUAUGGAGAGCAGAGUCAUAUUAGCACUCAGUGUGGGAAGCCUAAUAAGGCUCAGUCUUAA